ACAUGGGUCUGGAAAAGGAAAAAUCGGACACCAGUAUAUUUAUGGACGAAGAUGAGUUUAACAGAUCGAUAGAGCCCAUCCUGUCGAAGAAGGGGAAAGUGUACACAGAGGAGCCGGACCGAGAUCCAAACGACGUUAACGCGCACUUGAAGGUUGGUUUCGAAGAUGUCAUCGCUGAGCCCAUCUCCACACACAGCUUCGACAAAGUGUGGAUAGGAAGCCACGCCGCCUUUGAGCUGGUUAAAUACAUCUUCUACCGGCUGCUGACCACGCUGCUGGCCGUGCCCAUGGCUUUCAUCCUCGGACUCAUCUUCGCGGUGCUCAGCUGCAUCCACAUCUGGUUGGUGAUGCCGAUGAUCCAGAGCUUCGUGAUGCUCUUACCGUCGGUCCAGGUGGUGUGGAGGAGUCUGACGGACAUGUUCAUCACACCGUUCUUCCACAGUAUGGGAAAGAGCCUGUCCUCCGUUCAAGUGCAGACCACAGCGUACUGAUGCUGACGCCGCUCUGUCCCCUGUGGAGAGAGAAAUGUAGGACAGCUCGAAGUCAAAGGAAAGAAAACAGUGAAUGAUGCUUGUAGUGGAAAACAUGAGCUCUUUAUAAAGACAAAUGUGAAAUCCUGAAGAGAGUCCUGCACUAAGGACUAUAAAUACAUACAACAGUGAAUUUAAAAAAGGCUUAGUAAGCAGUGAGCAUGAAUCUGGAUCACUCGCAGGGAAAAUAUCUUAAAAAAGAGACAUCUAUGUAACGUUUCAGGAGAGAUGUUUCACGUUUAGUUAUGACUUUAAAUACACUGACAUAUAUUCAUAAAAUGUGUUCAUACAUCACCCAGAGAUCUAAAAAAAAAAAGACUUUCACUUUUCAGGCAGUUUUACCAGUUACUAUUAACCUUGAAGUUAUUUAAGCUGCAAAUCAAAUCCAUGCAGGUGGGUGUUUAGGGUUUAGUUGUCACAUCACUAGAAAAGUAAGACCUUUAUGAAAAGCUCAUGAGCGCCACCAAGAAUGUUGUUUUGCUGAUUGUGACCAAAAAAAUUCUUGUCAUUCCAUUAUGUUGUGGCUGAGAGAGCCGAGGCAUCAGUGUAACGUCUCCGUUGUCGUCGUUGUUGUUAAGGCAAACAUACUGCUGAGUUGCUGAGAGAUGUAAUAUUUCUGCUUUUUCAUAUAUUGUAUAUAUUGCAAUUAAUUCAGCUAGAAGUUGAAUGUAAUGAACUGAAUCAGCGUCUGAGGGUAGUUCUUAUGAUUAUUAAAUGCUAAGAUGCAGCUUGUUGCACAUUUUCAAGCUUAUUUAGACUUUCAUCUGCUGUGUUGAUUUCACAGUGCAUUGGCAAUAAUAUUGGGCAUUUGCUUUUCUAUGGACCUAAGAGUUAUUUUAAUAUGUAAUUGAACUACGUCAAAAACAGGGUUGGAUUUAAUCAAAGGGGUGGAUUUUUAAUUUAUUUUUUAUGCAACGAUCACUUCUCAACAUUUGGCGGCGUCUGAAAUGAGAGGACCUGCCUGACUGUCGUGUGAUGAAGGCGUUCCACAUUGCGUACUGUGUUUGGUUGAAGCCUCGGUUGAGCUGAGACUCCGGUACAUGCAUAUUUAAUUUAGAGGUUGUUUUUAUGCUACAGUGCUGCAGUUAGCAGGCUGGGUUUUGGAAUAUUUCUGCAGAGAGAAAGAGUUCAAACAGCAACACGAUUUUACCUUUUCUUUGCAGUGGAUUUGAUAAAGUUGAGUUUAAGGUACAAGCCUGCACAGUUCCCUCUUGCUAUGAGCUGCACAAUCUAAACUUUAGAGGCUGAUAUAGAGAGAAUCAGUGUCAGAGUUAUGGAGCUGAGUGUCAGGUACAUACUUACACACAGACACACACCUCUGAUAAACAGACACAACAUGUUGGAGUUCUUUUGUCAUCCUUUUUACUCCCGAAAAAUCUGUUUAGCUACUAGAUAUGCCACUAAAGUUCAAUCAUCCCACUGGACGUUUCUGUGAACUAGGAAUACGUUAUAUUUGUAUGUUCAUAUUCAUUUCAUGUAGUGGAUAUGUUGAAACAUUUCAACAAGGCUGUGGUUAACGUGUGGUUAGAUUUAGGCACAGGAAAAGAUCAUGUUUUUGCUUAAAAUACCUGGUUCUGGGGGGCACAAUCCCUGCUGGAGAAGCAGUGACAAAUCGCUACCAUAUACCGGCGGUUGACACCUUAAAUGCCAUUGGUAAAAAAGAGACAGGGUGCUACAAAAUACCCACGUCUGGUGCCUAAAAGCCACUGGAAACAUAGCAGUGACUACAUCAGGUUAUGUUAUUUGUCUUGAACAGUGGUCGUCAGUGGUCUGAAGCUGUCCUUCACCUCCCAGUGAUAAAGUCAGCAUACUGUAUGUACUACGUCACUUUAGAAACGUUAAUAUGAAAUUUGCAGAUGUAACGUAUGGGUGGUUUGCAGAAACAUACAUUGCCAACAUUUUCUCUUGCGAAGAGGCUGGCUACUUUUAUCAGAAGCUAGUUGCCAACUUUGCAGUUGGUGCUGUGCAGGUAGUGUGCAGUAGGUUUACCAGAGCUUCCUUUCUGAAAACAGCUGCCUGCUGCUUCUUAAAACAGGGUCGCUGAGGUUGCAGAGACUGAACCACGUGUGUGGCUGUUGCGGGGGGGGCCACAGCAAACUCUCAUUUUUUGUUUGUUUUUUUUGUUUGUUUUUUUAUAUAUACAGUACCCGUGUGUCCCAUCUAUCAUUCUGUCCCCUCUCUAAAUUUUUUUCGGUCUGUGAAUGCAGCACAGAUGGAGCUCUUCAUGAGUAAUUUUCUGCCUGAUGUUCCUCUGUAGCAGUAGUUUGUGAUUCAUGAGUUGAAUAAUUGAUCUGUUGAUCCAUUCAGACCUGAUCAGAUCAGAUCGAUGGAUGAGAGGAGCAGCUGCUGCGAGUGAAUGCAAACUUUUACACCCAGCAGAUUGAACUGUUCAGUAUUACUUUUAACACGCCUGACAUUCUACUGCUCCACCUCUGCCCUGAGUAAACUCUGUGCUCCGACAGUGUGGUGCUACAUGUAUAAAUAACUGUAAUGUAUAUAUAUCUCAAUAAUUUUCCUGUGGCUGUGGCUCUCCAUGUGGCUGUAGAUGUUUUAAUCGUGAUGGGCCGCCACAAACAAAUGAAUGUAUGGGAACCCCUGCAUGACAAAGCAUCUAUUUUUUGACACCUUGGGAAUAAGAAGGGUUGGCUACGGACAUGGCUGAUAAUUCUCUGUGGAGUCAUCACCGCAAGUGACACAUUUAACGAUAUAAACUCAUCUGAUCCAUUGUUGAUAUAAAACGUGUUAAGGCACAACUCGUCAUGGCUAAAUCAACCCAAUCACCAGAAAACAUGUUGGCUUUUAAUAUUUCUGCAAACCAUGGAUAUAUACACUUGCACGUUAUUAUGUAGUGGACCUUUAAGUUUCAGCAAUGCUGUGGUUAACAUGUCAUUAGGUUUAGGCCCAAAAACACUUAGUCAUGGUUAGGAAAACAUCACGUUUGGGCUUAAAAUAUCCCAUUUGAGGUGUACAGUGCCAGCUAGAAAAGCAGGGGUGUCUCGGUACAACACAACCGCUUUGCAUGACACUAUCCCCGCUAAUGGAUCACUCCAAAACACCCAAAACUGGAAGCUUAAAAAGCUGAUGGAAAAACGCUGAUAGCUAAGACAGACGGCUACAAAACAACUAUCUUUUGAGCCUGAAAGGUCGAUGCAAACACAGCAAUGACUACAAUGAAAAAAAAACACCCAGCUUUAUCGUUAGUUGGUCUCAAACAGUGGUCUGCAGCUUGGCAGCCAUCACCAUACGUGACACACCACAUCUCUCCCCUCCAUCUACCAACGACAAUGGCAGCUCAUGUACCAUGUCACUUCAGAAACAAUAUGAUACAUAUGAAACAUGCAAAUGUAUUCGUGGUUUGCAGAAACAGGUAAUGCCGACAUUUUCUUGUGGUGCCUGGUCAUGGCUCAGUGUGCUGCACCGGAGAAUUCCCCCCAGAGAACAGAACAAACUACCCUAGUAAAGUGCGAUUCCAACAGGUGAAAUGAUCACAGUCAGAUUGUCACAAAGCGGGCAUAUGAACCAAUAAGCCUGUUACAGUUACAGCAUGCAGUUUGUUUUGGGCGGUUAUACAGAUUUUCUAGAAAAAAAGGAGCACCUGAGGUGGAUUAUAGCGUCAAACAACAUUUACCUUUUCAAAUAUUUAAACUUGUUACUCAACUUUGCACUGCAAGCUUAGCAAGCUCACCUGCUGAACUUGUAAACCGAGCGAAUCAGACAGACACGCCACAGUUUUGCCCUCUGACACAACAGAAGAUAGACACUGUAUGACGUGAUGUUUUGUUUCCAGCUGACAACUGAAGGCAGCACUUCUGUCAGAGCUUUUUAAUCCUUUCACGGAUGUUAGACUGCUGACGAGCUGCCAGCCAGUACGCUUGUGUUUAGUUUUUACAACUCUCAGAGGAGACUCAAGGUAGGGUUGUGCAAUAGUGCAGAACGCAGGUGUGUAGAUGAAACGUCUUCUCUCAGCCCCAGAUAUUAUUCAAAAGUUAUUUACAUUUAGACAAAUAAAUCAUUAUGUGACACCUGCAGUAAAAACAUGUCUUUUAUUUUAUUGCUUUGUAUUUUCUGGAUCUUUUUUAACUGUUGCUUUGUGGAAACAUUCAAACUUUUGCUUUAACAAACUCAGACGAGUUCUUCGUGACCAAAAAUAAAGACAUUUUUUCCUCCA
Epinephelus moara (kelp grouper) is the source of this 4698-nucleotide messenger RNA. It is a transcript of the gene cav2, whose product is annotated as caveolin 2. The record is from RefSeq and is a predicted model, not a curated record. Gene Ontology annotation, biological process: negative regulation of endothelial cell proliferation; positive regulation of MAPK cascade; caveola assembly. Gene Ontology annotation, cellular component: perinuclear region of cytoplasm; caveola; cytoplasmic vesicle. Lineage: Eukaryota; Metazoa; Chordata; Actinopteri; Perciformes; Serranidae. Bases 3 to 491 code for a protein of 162 amino acids. The transcript has 3 exons. Gene Ontology annotation, molecular function: molecular adaptor activity; protein kinase binding.